CGAUUCAGCUCCUGGUGAAGAUUCGAGAGGAAAGACACGCACUCGGAACACCAACUGACCAAUAUGACUACCUCAAACCAGAAUGUGGAGUUCGUGAGGACAGGGUAUGGCAAGAAUCACGUGAAGGUCAUGUAUAUUCGUCGAGAAGGGACCUACCACUACAUAGUCGAGUUGAAAGCAGAUGUGCAGCUAACGUUAAGCUCGAAGAAUGAUUACCUGACUGGAGACAACUCGGACAUCAUCCCUACUGACACUAUCAAAAACACUGUUCAUGCUCUGGCCAAGCUGAAAGGGGUCAGGACCAUUGAGGGCUUUGCCCUGGACAUCUGCAACCAUUUCCUAACAGCGUUCAAACAUGUCACACGAGCAAAGGUCAACAUCGUGGAAGCUCCAUGGAAGAGACUGGAAAAGAAUGGUGUUUUGCAUUCCCAUGCUUUCAUCUUCUCUCCAGAAUCCUGGCGAUUCUGUGAGGUAGAACAGUAUCGGAAUGACAAACCAGUGAUCCACAGUGGAAUCCAGGACAUGAAGGUUCUCAAGACCACACAGUCAGGCUUUGAAGGCUUUCUUAAAGACCGCUUCACUACUCUCCAAGAAUCCAAGGACAGGAUCUUCUGUACUACUGUCUACGCUAAGUGGCGUUACCACACGAGCCAGAACCCGAAUUUUGACACUGCCUGGAAUACAGUUAAGGACACAAUCAUCGAAAAGUUUGCUGGACCAUAUGUGCAUGGGGAGUACUCACCCUCAGUUCAGAAGACUCUGUACGAUACCCAAGUUCUUGUUCUUGACAGAAUUCCUGAGGUUGAGGAGAUUGAAAUCGUCAUGCCCAAUCAGCACUAUUUCACAAUCGACAUGACAAAACUGGGGCUCUCCAAUAGAGAUGAGGUUCUGCUACCUCUUGAUAAUCCAUCUGGAAACAUCACAGGAACUGUAUGCAGGAAGCCCCGAGCUAAACUGUGAAACUAUCAAGAAAACCGAGACAUCCACAAACAAAAGCAUUAUACAAAUCUUUAAUCACCUGCAAGAAAAAAGUAACCAAUUUACACACAAUUUUUGUUCAACCAAUGUGAGUUAACAAAAUAAAUAAAAACAAUUUAUAAUUGAAAA
Molecule: messenger RNA, 1107 nt
Organism: Trichomycterus rosablanca
Lineage: Eukaryota; Metazoa; Chordata; Actinopteri; Siluriformes; Trichomycteridae
Gene: uox
Product: urate oxidase
Exons: 8
Coding region: 64-960 (298 amino acids)
Biological process (GO): urate catabolic process; purine nucleobase catabolic process
Cellular component (GO): peroxisome
Molecular function (GO): urate oxidase activity
Source: RefSeq, a predicted model, not a curated record